GAAAACGAAACAGAUCUCUGAGUCUCUCUCUCUCUCUCUUUCUCUCUCUUUCUCUGUGUGUGUGUGAGUUCAGGAAAAUGGCCGAAGCUUUUAUACCAUUAGAUCAGUACCAGUUCAUUUGUCCAGUGUGUCUGGAUCUCCUGAAGGAUCCGGUGGCUAUCCCCUGUGGUCACAGUUACUGUAAGGUGUGUAUUAAUGGCUGCUGGGAUCAGGAGGAUCAGAAAGGCAUCUACAGCUGUCCUCAGUGCAGAGACACUUUCACUCCAAGGCCUGUUCUACACAGAAACAACAUGCUGGCUGAAGUGGUGGAGAAACUGAAGAAGACUGAAGUCCAAGCUGCUUCUCCUGCUCACUGUUAUGCUGUACCUGGAGAUGUGGAGUGUGAUUUCUGCACCGGAAGGAAACGUAAAGCCAUCAAGUCCUGUGUGAUGUGUCUGACCUCUUUUUGUGAAACUCAUCUGAAACCUCAUCUUGAACUCCCUGCUUUGAAAAAGCACACAUUAAUUGAAGCCUCCUCAAAACUCCAAGAGAAGAUCUGCUCUCAACAUGAUGAAGUGCUCAGGAUCUACUGUCGUACUGACCAAAGGUGUAUUUGUUCUUUGUGCAUGUUGGAUAAUCACAAAGGACACGACGCUGUAUCAGUUUCAGCAGCGAGAACUGAGAAACAGAGCAAGUUAAAGGAGGAGCUGAUGAAAUCCCUGCAGAGAAUCCAGGAGAAGCAGAAGAAGGUGCAGGAGCUGAAACAAACUGUGAACACGAUUAUGUUCCGUGCUCAGACAGCAGUGGAGGACAGUGAGAUUAUCUUUACUGAGAUGAUCAGCUCCAUGGAGAAAAAGCGCUCGGAGAUGACGAAGCUGAUCAGAGCUCAGGAGAAGGCUGAACUGAGUCGAGCUGAUCGACUCCUGGAGCAACUGGAGCAGGAGAUCACUGAUCUUCAGAGGAGAGUCACUGAGCUGGAGCAGCUUUCACACACACACGAUCACAUCCACUUCCUCCAGGUUUUAGCUUCUGGAUGUCAGUCUCCUCCAUUAGACAGACCAGAGUUUCACACAUCCAGCAUCACUGUCCAUCAACAUCUCUCAUUUGAUGGAGUGAGGAAUUCUCUCUCAGAUCUGAAGAAGAGACUCGAGGAAUUCUGUGAGGAGGAAUUCAACAACAUCCCUCCACAUGCUGCAGCAGUUCAGAUCAUUUCACCAUCAGAGCCACAGAGCAGAGAAGAUUUUCUGAAAUAUUUCUGUUAUCUGACUCUGGAUCCCAACACGGCACAUCGUAACCUCAUUCUGUCUGAGAAGAACAGAGCGGUGACAGCCAGUGAGAGAGAACAGCUGUACUCUGAUCAUCCAGAGAAAUUUGACACCUGGUGGCAGGUGUUGUGUAAGGAGAGUGUGUGUGGACGCUGUUACUGGGAGGUGGAGUGGAUCGGUGCUGGUGUGUACAUCUCAGUCUCAUAUAAAGACAUCAGGAGGAAAGGAGAGGGUAGUGAAUGUGGGUUUGGAUGCAACAGUCAGUCCUGGAGUCUGUGGUGUUCUUCUUCUUCUUCUUCUUCUCUCUCUUUCUAUCACAACGACAUUGAGACUAAGCUCAGAGAUCCAUCAUCCUCCAGAAUAGGAGUGUAUGUGGAUCACAGUGCAGGAAGCCUGUCUUUCUACAGCAUCUCUUACACGAUGACGCUCCUACACAGAGUCCACACCACAUUCAAUCAGCCUCUAUAUGCUGGGUUUAGGCCCUACUGGUGUUUUGGUUCUACAUCUGUGAGAUUGUGUGAUCCAAAAUAAAGUGUGUAGUGUUUUAUGUAAAAUUCCUGCACAUUGCCAUAUUGUUGCUCAGUCAUCUGUCUUACUAGCACACAAUCCAGCUGCACAAAAACAAUCAUUUUAAUGUAUUAAUUAAAACAGAUUUUUCAAAAUAAUUAAAAAGGUAAUGUUAAAAAUUAACUGUCAGACAAGAAACUAGUAAAAUUGAAAAAGAAAAUGAUCAAAUGAUAUCAUUAUAAAGUUCUGUUUGAUUCAUAUUAAGCAACCUCUCAAUAAAUAACUAAUAAACAGUAAUAAAGCCAGUACUGAACAACCUUUUAAACCUGUUAAGAUCACACUAUAUAAAGAUAAAAUAUAAACUGUUGAAGGAAUUUUAUUUUUCUGGUUGUAUUCUAAGAUGUAAAAUACACAUUCACUCUGUAAAAUCUGAAGUUGUUUCUAUAACCCUGAAAUUUUAAUGUAAAUCAUUUAACACUAUUUAAAAUCCAUUAGAACAUACAGUACAUGAUUGGUUAAGGCUGCCUAUGUUGUGUUCAUCCCAUAUGCAGCCUGAAUGAUGAUUGGCCGGCAGACAGAACCUUAUAAAUGGAAGUUUAUCUGUGGGUUUGUGUAGGGAUUUAGCAAAUUCAAUCCCUCUUCCCUCUGUCAGCCUUUUCAGCUUUUGCUUCAUUUACUCAAAAGAAAAACUAGCGCAUGUGGGUUAUCAUGGAGCGUAUACGGUGCCGGGGAGUCUAAAUGAACACACUGGCAACCUGAGCAGUUCAAAGAGACGUCCGAUUUAUUCACAGAAUAACAGAGGCUUUUAUAGGUACAAAUAGCCACGCAUAGGCAUACUGCUGUGUGGAAAUAAUAUGGCAUUUGAACUGUCUGGCCACAUACUUGAAAAACAUCUUAGGCAAUACAAGAAUGUACAGCAGUUGUUGAACAUAUAUGGUGUGGUUCGCUUAACACAGCAAAGAGGAAGUUCCAGUGGUGACAUGUUAAACUGGCACGUACACAUCAGACAGGUUCUGUAAAGCUCAUGAGACAGAAAUUAAACUAUAACCUAACCAUACUUAUACAUAUCUGAGGGAGUAGAAAAUAGAGAGUUUCCAACAGUUUAAAUUUGUAUAAUAUUACAAUCAAAGCUCAAAAAUCAAAAGUUUUUUUUUUCCAAGCCAAAUCACUUCUUAUGUAGAUUUUUAGAUAAUUAAUAUAUGAGAAAUAACUACAGAGUCUUAAAUGUGGUGUUUGUUACAUAUAUUUUAAUGUUCUAAUAUAUAUUGUCUGUGUGGAUAAUGAUGAUAAAUACGUCUCUGUUAACUGUGUCUGUCUGUGGUCUGACUCCUGAUUUGGAUUCUGAACAUGAUUGUUCAUUUUCAAUAAAAUAAUAACACAAAUCCAUUACUACUCUAAUAUAUCGUAUCUAAUAUUCUGCGCCAUGUGCUGGGAGGCGCCUGGUAUAUAUACAAACAUAAUCAGCAUCCUAAUAGCUGACAGCUGAGGGUAAUUCAAACCCACAUGAAACAAUAGCCAAUGACAGAACAGGGAGGAGACAUAACAGAAACAUAACAAAUGCAGGUGUCGAAAUUGUCAACAACGGACAAGCAGGUGGUGUGGAGGUGUGGCGCUGAGACCCCCUCCUGAACCUCAGGCUGGAUCUCUGGUGCUAGGGCCUCCCUGUUGACCUCUAGCUGGAGCUCGGCAGGUGAGCCCACCUCGUGGGUCUCAGGUUCGAGCUCUGAGGUCACCAGGUUUACCGCCGGCUGGAGCUCUGAGGUCGCCAGGUUAACCUCAGGCUGGAGCUCUGCAUGAGUUUGCCUGUAGUAGUGGGUAAACGGCAGGGCAGGUUUGCCUGCCA
Messenger RNA from Ictalurus punctatus (channel catfish), 3594 nucleotides. RefSeq names its product tripartite motif-containing protein 16-like. The record is from RefSeq and is a predicted model, not a curated record. Gene Ontology annotation, molecular function: protein binding; zinc ion binding. Bases 78 to 1775 code for a protein of 565 amino acids. The transcript has 6 exons. NCBI's taxonomy places the organism in Eukaryota, Metazoa, Chordata, Actinopteri, Siluriformes, Ictaluridae.